UCCACAGAAGCACCAGAAGGUUUUUUACAAAACAAUAUGGACAAACCUUCACCGCGUUGGUACCCUUCUUCAUUUGUAUGGUAAUGAUCGGGUCCAUUUCCCGAGCAUUGUGGGUUGUGCCGAAUAUAUAAGCUAUUAAGAUGUGAUAUCACUCACACACACAGGCUCUCUCUCCAUCUCUCCAUCUCUUAUCUGAAAAACCAGAGUUUCCAGCGUCAGAUAGUGGAAACAAAGGGAAGCGAACCGACAAUGUUAUGCUUGAGAUCUGGCCCAUCGUUUUUCCUUUUUUCUUUGUCCGUCUUCCUCUACAUCUCUUUAGCCUUCGGAAGCUCUAGGGUCCACCAUACGCUUCGUAGUCGAGAGGUUUUUAUUGAGAAAGAAUAUACCGGGGCGGUGCAAUGGAGCACAAGGAGGUCUGUUGCGGAGGUGGGUGCAGGGAACUCUUCUCUGAUAUUGGCCGAGACGAGGACGCACAGGAAGGACCCUCUUGAUGAGUUUAAGCGUUACACUGGUGGCUGGAAUAUCAGUAAUGGACACUAUUGGGCUUCUGUGGGUUUAACUGCAGCGCCAUUCUUUGUCGUUGCUGUCGUUUGGUUUGUGCUUUUUGGGCUAACCUUGUUCAUCAUCUGUCUCCGCCAUUGCUGUUGUCGAAGGGAGCGUUUUGGCUAUUCUCGAGUCGCAUAUGCUCUUUCCCUUAUUUUUCUCAUCCUCUUCACCCUUUCAGCAAUAGCUGGAUGCAUAGUUCUGUACAUUGGUCAGGGGAAGUUUCACAGCAGUACAACCUACACACUUGAAUAUGUUGUGAAUCAAGCCGAUACUGUUUCCGAAAACCUCAAGAAUGUGUCAGGUUAUCUUGAUGCAGCCAAGGGAAUUACGGUGGAUUCAAUAUUUCUGCCAUCAGAUGCCAAGAAGAACAUCGAUGAUAUUAGGACAAAGAUAAACUCUUCUGCUUCCACUCUUUCUCAAAAGACUUCAGAUAAUUCGAAGGAUAUACAAGAUCUCCUGGAUAGUGUAAGACGAGAUCUUAUUAUUAUUGCUGCUGUUAUGCUCUUUUUGGCAUUUAUCGGAUUUGUAUUUUCCAUUUUCGGGAUGCAACCUCUGGUAUACUUCUUGGUGAUAAUUGGGUGGAUUCUUGUUACUGGCACAUUCAUUUUGUGUGGCGUUUUUCUCCUGCUCCAUAAUGUGGCUGCAGAUACAUGUGUCGCAAUGGAUGAGUGGGUCCAGAACCCCACUGCACAUACAGCUUUAGAUGAUAUACUUCCAUGCGUGGACAAUGCAACUGCCCAAGAAACUCUAUUACAAUCCAAAAAUGUCACCUACCAGCUUGUCAUUGUGGUUGACACGAUGAUCAACAAUAUCUCAAACAAUAAAAACCCAUUUGGGCCCUUAGAUUUCAAUCAAUCUGGUCCAUUGAUGCCUGUUCUUUGCAACCCAUUUCAUGCUGAUCUCACAGAUCGGCAAUGUGCUGCUGGUGAGGUGCAGUUGAACAAUGCUACAGAGGCGUGGAAGAAAUAUAUCUGUCAAGUUUCAGCAUCCGGUAGUUGUACCACGCCUGGCCGGGUGACCCCAACCUACUACAAUCAGAUGGCAGCUUCUGUAAAUGUGAGUUAUGGCUUGUACCGUUACGCUCCAUUCUUGGUUGGUUUGCAAGACUGCACUUUUGUACGAGAAACAUUCACAGCAAUCGGUAACGAUCAUUGCCCUGGUCUGCGAAGACAUAGUGAAUGGAUCUAUGUUGGGUUGGUGAUGGUAUCUGCUGCUGUAAUGCUCUCGUUGGUCUUCUGGGUUAUUUAUGCAAGAGAGCGACGCCAUCGUGUAUAUACUAAACGGCACAUGCCAAGAUCCUUGGACGUAGAAGACAAGGCCACAUAGAGAUAUCCUAGUGUAUCUCUUUUAGGCGAAAAAGUUCUAUUCGAGUUGGUAUUUGUGAAAAAGUUAAUGAGCGAUUCUGUAAAAGUUUUGUACAUUAUGCUAGUGAUCCUUAGGUUUGAUGAGUGUGCGCUGUAGUAUUUGUUCCUAAAUGGCACUUUACCAUUGAUGUUUAA
Molecule: messenger RNA, 2045 nt
Organism: Carya illinoinensis
Lineage: Eukaryota; Viridiplantae; Streptophyta; Magnoliopsida; Fagales; Juglandaceae
Exons: 9
Coding region: 250-1872 (540 amino acids)
Cellular component (GO): plasmodesma; plasma membrane
Source: RefSeq, a predicted model, not a curated record